Xyrichtys novacula (pearly razorfish) is the source of this 3843-nucleotide messenger RNA. The record is from the annotation of a GenBank genome assembly. Lineage: Eukaryota; Metazoa; Chordata; Actinopteri; Labriformes; Labridae.
AUGCAUACUAUGAAGUGCGUGACUGUUGGUGACAGUGGUGUUGGAAAGACCCGUCUACUCCUGACCUACAUCAACAAGAUCUUUCCCAGGGAUUACUUAAGUUCCUUCGAUGUAUUAACAACCCAAGUAAACAUUGAUAAACAGACUGUCAGUCUAAACCUUGUGGACUCUGCUGGCAGCAAAGACUAUGAGUACAUUCGCUGUCUUUCCUACACCGAAGUCCAUGUCAUCCUCAUCUGUUUCUCCAUCGCCGACCCAACUUCAUUUAGUAAUGUCAGCCUCAAAUGGGUUCCGGAGGCUAGACACCACCGCCCAGGUGUGCCGAUUCUCCUUGUGGGGACCAAGAGUGACCUGCGUGAUGAUCAGGAGGUCUUGAAAAAACUGAAAGAGCAGAACCAGACCACAGUCAGCCUGGAGCAGGGGGCACAGCUGGCGAAGCAAAUCAAGGCUGUUGGAUAUCUUGAAUGUGCCUCGAUCAACCAGGUUGGACUGGAUGAGAUAUUUGAUGAGGCUGUGCGGGCUUUUCUUAAUCAUCCCAAAACUAGAAAGAAACCCUGUGUACUCAUGUAAGCUUGGUAACUGUUUGAUAGUUUUUUGGAACACUUUUGGAUUUUAUCUAUGUGAGAUGGUGAUGAAGUGUUUAUAAAAUUAAACCAUAGGAAUGAAGAAUUUGGCCAUUACGUGCUAAUCAUUGGGUUCAUCAGAUCAAUUUUUUGUCUUUUAUCGAGAUAGCAAAAUAAUAAUGCAAAUAAUGCUACUGUAGUACCUGUGUGCUGCAACAUGAUUUCAUUCAUUUUUAAGGAAACUUAAAAAAGAAAAAAAUAAAGCUCAGUUCUGCUGAUUUCCUUUUCACAGAAAACAACAUCCAUCAAACAAGGGAGCAGAGUUUGUUUGACUAGGAUGGCUAAACUGGGGUACAAGGACUUAUACUGGAGAGGCAAAAAAUUAAAUAAUGUACCAUUACUGUUUUCAGUGAUCAUACACAGUAGGGUAUACCUUGACAACUAGCAUCAGAGCAUCAUUCAGAUGUUCUAUAAGUUCAAAAAGACAAUAUCUACCCAAAAUUACAAUGUACUGAGGAAUAAUACAAACAGACCCCUCUACACUUAGUGUAAGAUCAACUUAUUAGCAGGUACUCAUUUGUUACCAGUAGGCUAAAUGUAUUUUUAACAGUUGGACAGGGUGGAGACAUUUCCUCAUUUUUGAUGGACUAUUCCUCUCGUUUUCAACUGUCUCAUAAAAAGGUAUUAAUUUUUUUAUGUUUGAAGUGCCAAUAAAAGUCGGUGUGUUUUGUUAAUCUUUCUCUUCUUUUCUUUUUUUUAUUUUAUUUUGAAGGGCCGUCGUUCGGCCCUAUGAAACUGUUUAACCACAAUAAAAAUAUUACGGGGAUAUAAGGUAGGGAGGAGGAUCGGAGUUUGAGUGCAUGUCUUGUGCUUUCAUAGGGGACCAAUUUUUUUUUAAAUAGAGCCGUAAACUAUUGCUCAGUAGAUAAGAAAUAACACAUCUUAUUAUGAAAAAUUGAAAAAGUGUCGUGCCCCGGAUAUGGUUCAGGUUUUAUUUCCGGAUGUUGCGCCUUGUAUAUUGCGUUUUGAAUUUAGCUGUGUAACAUUGAAACCUUCUCCUUUUUAAAAUUGUCUGUAAAGUGAGGAAAUUUGAUAGAAAAAAAUGGCAUGCUAUCUUUAUUAACAGCAGACGGGUUGCUGGAAGUUUAGGGAACUGUCGAUAAAGCUCGAAAAUAGCUCAAGUAGCUAACAGUAGUCCACGUUAAGCUUCUCCGCUGACUUCACGUCUCCUCUUCAGGUAAUAAUUCAGCUAUUAUAGCCUGUACAGACAUAAUAAGUUAACAGUCUUCACUUCGAACAUGUUUUGAAGAAUAUUUUUGAUGAUUAAUUUAUAUAAUACCAGUGACUGUUGGGUUUAUGAUAAAAUGAUCUCAGCGUCCUGGUGCUGGAUCUCAAAAUUCAGCUAAAACUGGUUCAUGUUUAGACCUGCUGUGGAUGAACAGAGCAAUAAAUCUGCAUGUUACUGUUACACUGACGAAGAGAGAGUCAACCUCAGGCAGUAAAUUACAACAGCAGGUACCGAUCGACUAAUCUGACUGGAUAAGAGGUCCUGCAUCGGUACAGAUACUGAGAAGUUAAAAAAAUCCCUUUAUGUCCACAAUCACAACACUCUGCUUUGGACUGAUACUUGCAAUACAGUCGUUUAAGAUUACAACAACUGUGUUUGGGGCAGUUAAAGCUGGUCAUUGUAAAAGCGUUGGUUAAAAGAUAGAUUGAAAAAUAUGAUUGACUGUACUUGAUACAAAGCGGCUGCUCCGUGGACUCAAACAAUGCAGCAGAGUCUGAGGGGAAGCUCUUGGUUGCUUAGCAACAGGAAUGGAGUUUAAACUAAGUUGUCGAAUAAGUGCAAAAAUAUGUCCUUUUUUUUACCAUAAUUUGCAGCUUGUUAAACCGUAUAAGAUUUACCACAUACAAGGUUGUGACGAUGUGCUCAGUGACUCAUUAUCGAAACCCCUCCUUACAGUUUUCCUACAAUAACAACCUUGUAAAUGCUGCUACCCUUGCAAAGGCUGAUUAUUAUUAAUAUUUUUUUGUUCUUACCCUGGGUGUCACUUCAUUACAGGAUGUCUAAACUUGAACGUUUGAAUGCCCGUGUGACCAAACUGUUGACUGAUGCAGUGCAGGAGGUUCUGGAGGUGGUCAAAGAGACUGUGUCAGAAUAUCAGUCAAAAACUGCCCGAACACAGAGAGAGAACAUGAGUCUGAAGAGGAGACUGCAGGAGCUUCAGGAUCAGAUAGCAAGAGAUAACAUAGGUGGGUAAGGAAAGAAACUCUCAUGAUCAUCUGACAUUAAAGUUAACAGUAUUAUGACUGAUAUGUGGAUUAGCCUACUUGUUUAAUCAGUUUUAUUCCAUUGGUAUUCUCUUUCACAGCUGCUCCACCCACAUGUCAUCCAUUACCUAAAGAAGGAGUAGUACUUAAUGAAGAGCAGAGCUUGGACGUUGAAUUUAGUCCUAAUACAGAACCAGUGCUGGAUCCUAACCAUGAAGUAAAGCAGGAAUCCAAACAACAGGAAAGCUACAAUAACACUGAACAACUCUCUGAGUGCGACUCAGAGCAAGCAGCUGAACAUUGCAAAGAACAACCAGAGGAGUUGGCUCACAUUACUGGGGAGACAACAACAGGCCACACAUCACACAGGGCUAGCAGAGACACUAGUGCUGAGAUAUCUAUUUCAGCAUGCACCUCACUCUCUAUCACCACACCUGGGGUGAGCUUGGCUGUGAUUAAAAGAGAGCCAGAAGCGACAGACUGCAUCACUUCAGAACAGACAUCUCUUCAGAAACGGUUCAGCGGAUGUGUUGACUUAAGCUGUAACUCCUCUCGCCUCAACUCAGGCACACACAGGUCACAGGUCAGCGCAGAAUCUCGAGGACUUCUCUUUGUCCACUCAAACCAUGCCUUAACAAGGAGGCUUGGAUAUCCCAAGACCACCAGGACUGCUCUUGAUGGGAGAAAAAUCAGGUUAGAGCCUUUCAGGAGAGAGGAAACACACCUGUGUGUUGUGUGUGGAAAGUCUUUCAGCAGAGUUGGAAACUUGAGAAUCCACCAGCGUUGUCACACGGGGGAAAAGCCAUAUGGCUGCAUUCAGUGUGGGAGGCGCUUCAGUCAGGCUGGAGACCUGAAAAAACAUAAAAGAGUCCACACAGGGGAGAAACCAUACUAUUGCAACCAGUGUGGAAAGAGCUUCAGUCGAGGAGAGAACCUAAAAAGACACCAAAAGAUCCACAUAGGAGAGAUUUUACAGUUACAGCAAGUGUGGAGGGAUCAUCAACCCUAA